AUGUUUACGCGAUUAGUUUGUAUCAGUGAUUAUGAACAACAUGCAAAAUCAGUCCUUCAGAAGUCUAUCUAUGACUAUUAUAGGUCCGGGGCAAAUGACCAGGAAACUUUGGCUGAUAAUAUUGCUGCAUUUUCCAGAUGGAAGCUAUAUCCACGGAUGCUCCGGAAUGUUGCGGAAGUAGACCUGUCCACUUCAGUUUUGGGGCAGAGGGUCAGCAUGCCAAUAUGCGCUGGGGCUACGGCCAUGCAGCGCAUGGCUCAUGAGGAUGGGGAGCUCGCAACCGUGAGAGCCUGCAGGUCACUGGGAACUGGAAUGAUGCUGAGUUCCUGGUCCACCUCCUCAAUUGAAGAAGUGGCAGAUGCUAGUCCUGAGGCCCUUCGCUGGCUGCAACUUUACAUCUACAAGGACCGGGAGGUCACCAAGCAGCUAGUGCAGCGGGCGGAGCGGAAGGGCUACAAGGCCAUAUUUUUGACGGUGGACACUCCUUACCUGGGGAACCGCUUUGACGAUGUGCGUAAUAGGUUUAAGCUGCCACCUCAACUCAGAAUGAAAAAUUUUGAAACCAAUGAUUUAGCAUUUUCUCCUAAGGAAAAUUUUGGAGACAACAGUGGACUUGCUACAUACGUCACUAAAUCAAUAGACCCAUCUAUCAGCUGGGAGGAUAUUAAAUGGCUGAGGGGGCUGACAUCUCUCCCAAUUGUUGCAAAAGGCAUUUUGAGAGGUGAUGAUGCCCGGGAGGCAGUUAAACAUGGCUUGAAUGGGAUCUUGGUGUCGAAUCACGGGGCUCGACAACUUGAUGGGGUGCCGGCCACUAUUGAUGUUUUGCCGGAAAUCGUGGAGGCUGUGGAAGGGAAGGUGGAAGUCUUCCUGGAUGGGGGUGUUCGGAAAGGCACUGAUGUUCUUAAAGCUCUAGCCCUGGGAGCCAAGGCUGUGUUUGUGGGGAGACCAAUCAUCUGGGGCUUGGCUUCCCAGGGAGAGAAAGGUGUUCAAGAUGUCCUUGAGAUACUUAAGGACGAAUUCCGAUUGGCCAUGGCUCUGAGUGGGUGCCAGAAUGUGAAAGUCAUCGACAAGACAUUGGUGAGGAAAAAUCCUCCGGCCGUUUCCAAGAUCUGA
This is a messenger RNA of Neogale vison (American mink), 1113 nucleotides long. RefSeq names its product hydroxyacid oxidase 1 (gene HAO1). Bases 1 to 1113 code for a protein of 370 amino acids. NCBI's taxonomy places the organism in Eukaryota, Metazoa, Chordata, Mammalia, Carnivora, Mustelidae. The transcript is spliced from 8 exons. Gene Ontology annotation, molecular function: oxidoreductase activity; FMN binding. The record is from RefSeq and is a predicted model, not a curated record.